This is a messenger RNA of Melanotaenia boesemani (Boeseman's rainbowfish), 479 nucleotides long. RefSeq names its product histone H2A-like. The coding region runs from base 81 to 467 and encodes 128 amino acids. Lineage: Eukaryota; Metazoa; Chordata; Actinopteri; Atheriniformes; Melanotaeniidae. Gene Ontology annotation, cellular component: nucleosome. The record is from RefSeq and is a predicted model, not a curated record. Gene Ontology annotation, molecular function: protein heterodimerization activity; structural constituent of chromatin; DNA binding. The transcript has a single exon.
UCCUACAUUUAAGGAGGCUUUCUGCUUCCCCACCGCACAUUUUCUCUGAGUUUUCGAGUUAAGAGGACAAGAUCUGAACCAUGAGUGGCCGCGGAAAGACCGGAGGCAAAGCCAGAGCCAAGGCAAAGACCCGCUCCUCCCGAGCUGGACUCCAGUUUCCAGUCGGUCGUGUUCACAGGCUGCUGCGUAAAGGAAACUAUGCGCAGCGCGUGGGAGCCGGAGCCCCCGUGUACCUGGCCGCUGUGCUGGAGUAUCUGACCGCUGAGAUCCUGGAGCUGGCUGGAAACGCCGCACGAGACAACAAGAAGACUCGUAUCAUCCCCCGUCACCUGCAGCUGGCUGUCCGCAACGACGAGGAGCUCAACAAGCUGCUGGGCGGAGUGACGAUCGCUCAGGGCGGCGUGCUGCCCAACAUCCAGGCGGUCCUGCUGCCCAAGAAGACCGAGAAGCCCGCCAAGGCCAAGUAGACCCAACACCUC